Molecule: messenger RNA, 1151 nt
Organism: Alternaria alternata
Lineage: Eukaryota; Fungi; Ascomycota; Dothideomycetes; Pleosporales; Pleosporaceae
Exons: 1
Coding region: 1-1077 (358 amino acids)
Source: RefSeq, a predicted model, not a curated record
AUGAAUAACUACAUUAACCCUUACAAAGGCGACCAUGGCACACGCAAUAACUAUCAUCCCCAGGCACGGUUCGGUGGCCUUCCCCAUAUGCCAAAUCAGCAAGUAGCCGCGCAGUCAGUCGGCGCUCCUGGCAGCGUUCAAGGCAUGCCCGUUCACAGUUACGCACAAAUCCAGAGCAACGACCCCAGAACUCUGCCGAGUCAGCAGCAGAUGCGUGCCCAACCCACCAGCAGUUCCGGUAGUGCAUGUGGUAUACCGCCCUGGCAUCCUCUAUUCAAUGUGAUAACGGUGCUACACGAUGCACAAUCAGCCCGUAUGAAUACUCAGAACGGACAACAAUAUGGGCCAUUGCAUCCACAACAGCAGAUGAUGAUGCUACAGGAGCAGCACCGUCUGCAGCAGCACCACUUUCAGCAAUAUCAACUGCAGCAAUAUCAUUUGCAGCAACAUCAUCUGCAGCAACAGAGGCUACACCCAGCAGUACCGCAGCAAGAACGAAUGCUACAUCCAGCAGUACCACAGCAAGAACGAAUGCUGCACUUAGCAGCACCACAGCAGCAGCAGUAUCAGUGGUAUACGUAUGCACAACCUCCGCAACUGGUGCCUCAGGAACAGCCAACGCCCCCAUAUUCUUCACCUGCACUUGCUGUAUCGAACAUUGCUACACUAAGCGACGAACUGGCCGCAGCAGAUGCUACUAUGCCUGAAGCCAUACCCACGAAGAAGGCGCGUGGCCGGCCCAAGAAAGCUGCACCUACUGUUCUGUCCCAAGAGCCCAUUACAGAACCAACGGGACAGACCAAGGAGACGACAUCCUCCCAAGUAGAUGACGCAGACGAAUUCGAUCAUCUACCCGGCUACUUCUCGAGGAGUGAAGAAUCGGAACUUCUCGAAUGGGGAUUGCAACAGCAAGCAAAGAACUGCGAAAGCGCCGAAAAAUGGAGUGCAGGCUCGUACGGCGAGAGCACUUGGGAUUAUGAUCUUUUCAAAGAGAGCCCUGAGAGCCCAUGGAAUUAUGACCUCGAAAGGUUACCUCGGUGUCCUUCUCCCGUCGGUGAUUCAACGGAGGAGGUCUGAACUGGUGUUUGGACAUCUUCUGGUUCUGUUUUUGACUCCUGGAAAAUUGGGUUUACAUUAUGGGACGGUUAUCU